AUGGCGGCCUCCACCUCCACGGGCGCCGGGGGCUCGGGCCUCCUCGUCGCCGCGCGCCGCCGCUUCCCCGCCGCCUUCGCCGCCCUGGGGGGGCAGCGCAUCCGCCUGCUCCACUCCUUCUCCUCCCGGACCCGCCUCCCCAGGCGGCCCGAGCUCGCCUGCUGCUUCGGGACCGCCCCCGCCGAGGCCGUGCCCGCCGCCCCGCGCUCCAGGAAUGUUCUUUCGAUGGAGUACAGAAGGGCUUGUGAAGAACGGAUAGGGCAGGUGGUCGAGAAGAUGAAAAAGGAGGGAAUAGAUAUGAGCCAAAGGAGGGUUGGCGCUUUUCAACGGAGGAUUUGCCCAAAGUGCAAAGGGGGUUCAACUAAGGACCGAAGCCUCAGCGUCUUCAUCCGGGAAAAUGGUACACAUGGAAACUGGACUUGUUUUAGAGCGAGUUGUGGAUGGAAAGGCUAUACCCAGCCUGAUGGAGUUUCGAAGGCGUACCAAGCAAAUAAGGACGCAGGAAAUGAAAAUGGAAGUGACCAGGAAGUCAAAGCAAAUCAGCCAGUCAAGGUUGUCAGAAAACGUGAAGAGGACCUGAGUCUCGAGCCUCUUUGUGAUGAGCUCGUGACAUACUUCUCGGAAAGAAUGAUAUCGGCAAAAACACUUCGAAGGAACAAUGUAUCACAACGUAAAAGGAAUGACAAGAUUGUAAUUGCUUUCACCUAUAGACGUGAUGAAGUCCUUGUUGGCUGCAAAUACAGGGAGGUCUCUAAGAGAUUUUCACAGGAGGUGAACACUGAGAAAAUUUUGUAUGGUCUGGAUGAUAUAAAGCAAGCACGCGAUGUUAUCAUUGUUGAGGGUGAAAUUGAUAAACUUUCCAUGGAGGAGGCUGGCUAUCGUAAUUGUGUGAGUGUGCCACAUGGUGCACCAGCUAAAGUAUCAAAGAAACCCCCGGACAAAAAUCAUGCAUCUAGGAUAAUACUGGCAACGGAUGCUGAUCCUCCAGGGCAGGCUCUUGCUGAGGAACUUGCUCGACGUCUUGGUAAAGAAAGGUGUUGGAGGGUCAAAUGGCCAAAGAAGAAUGAGACAGAAUUUUACAAAGAUGCUAACGAGGUACUUGUGUCCUUAGGACCACAAGCAUUGAAAGAGGUUAUACAAGGUGCUGAACUGUUUAGGAUUUUAAAUCUUGAUAGUUAUUAUCUAAGACUUCGUGGGAAUGAGCUUGGAAUUCCUACUGCUUGGAAUGUGGAUGGGCUCUACAAGGUAUCUUCGUGA
This is a messenger RNA of Triticum dicoccoides, 1257 nucleotides long. Its product is annotated as nucleic acid binding protein. The record is from RefSeq and is a predicted model, not a curated record. Gene Ontology annotation, molecular function: 5'-3' DNA helicase activity; single-stranded DNA binding. NCBI's taxonomy places the organism in Eukaryota, Viridiplantae, Streptophyta, Magnoliopsida, Poales, Poaceae.